AGGGAGGCCAAAUGGCAGGACCAGCCUCUCUCAGGAGGGUCGGAGGCAUUCCACAGGUCUGGUGUUCAGGAUCACACACACAAACAGGACAACACACACACAGGACAACACAUGCAUGCGAACACGCACACUCAGAACUACACGGUGCCAGAGAAUCACAGAUACGGAGAAAGAGAGGGAGGAUGGGAGAAAAGAGUAAAGAGAGAGGAGUAGAGAGAGGGAGAGGAAGGGAAAGAGAAGAGUAGAGAGAGGGAGAGGAAGGGAAAGAGAGAGGAGUAGAGCGAGGAAGGGAAAGAGAGAGAAGAGUAAAGAGAGAGGAGUAGAGAGAGGGAGAGGAAGGGAAAGAGAAGAGUAGAGAGAGGGAGAGGAAGGGAGAGAGAGAGAAGAGUAAAGAGAGAGGAGUAGAGCGAGGGAGAGGAAGGGAGAGCGAGAGAAGUGUAGAGAGAGGGAGAGGAAGGGAGAGAGAGAAGAGUAGAGCGAGGGAGAGGAAGGGAAAGAGAGAGAAGAGUAGAGAGGAAGGGAGAGUGAGAGGAAGGGAGAGAGAGAGGAAGGGGGAGAGAGAAGAGUAGAGAGAGUGAGAGGAAGGGAGAGAGAGAGAGGAAGAGUGGAGAGGAAGGGGAGAGAGAGAGAAAGAGUAGAGCACCUCAGUCUGCUGCAGGGAGAGACCAUGGGGGCUCUGACAGGGCUUCUCUCUGCACUAGUCGCUCUGCUAUGGACCCUCCCUCCAGGUCAGUCAGUCUGUCUACCAUGUCAACUGGUUUAGAUUUCUUCUAUUGGAUCUCUUCUUUCUGUUUGGUUGGUAAAAAGGACUUUUGAGAUCAAUGGGAACUCCUCAUGGCAUCAGACUGUCUUUAUGUUGAUCUCUGUUCUGUCUCCAGGGUCAUUGGGUGAGGAAUGCAGGAGUUUCAGACACGUGGAGAAUGGUAGAACAUUCUUCCGUUACAGCGGGCUGUAUGUAGCGUUCACCUGUAACCCUGGCUAUAAGAUCCAUGGAUAUAGAACCAACAGCUGUGUGUCUGGACAGUGGACCAGGGAACCUCCCGUGUGUGUUGCCUCUGGGUGUCUCAGCCCAGGGGAUCUCCUGCAGGGGGUUACCAGUGUGACAGAGGACGGGUCCUGGGCUCUCUUCAGCUGUGAUGCUGGCUACAGGCUCUAUGGACACUCACUGCUCUACUGCAAGGGCCAGAACUGGAACGGCACCAAGCCUGUCUGCAAGGAGUCUGAUAUGAUGAGGUCAUGGAAGCAGAAAGAGCCCACCGUCCCGAUGCCCAGGAUCCAGAGCCAGAACCUUGCCGUGCUGUCUGCUCUGAAGAACCAUCUACAGCUUCACUACAAUACCAUCGCUAACACCGCCUCCAAGCCCGUGUUGCUGGCCAACGCACCACCUAAAGACCCCCACACCCACCUAAAAGACCCACACUCCAUAGACCGCAGCCCCAAAGCUCACCAUGUGGAGGAUAAUUUGAAAGACACCAGGGAUCUAACAGACAGAGAAGGGGCCCCUGAGAAGCCCACUAGACCUCAGGCCUCCACAUCCUCCUCUGCUACUACAGAGACCAUUACUUCCACAUCCAGCCUGCUGGUCGCUGAAGGGUAUUGGCACCAGGGGACCUUCAUAGCCCAGGCUAUGCAGGAGGAUUCAUUACCCAGGAAGGGGGUGCUGACAGGGGCCACCCAGUUGGAGCCUGGCCAGGGCGUUACGGAGCCAGCAGAUGUGAGCAGCACAGACACACAGGAGCCCCGUCCUCAGAGACCCACUGAGACCAGCUCCACAAGCUUCAUCAACUCCAGCAACACCACCAGCCACUGGGUCAAUGGAACAGACACGUUUGGUCAUCACAUCCAAGUGAAGGAGACUGCAUCAUUAUCUGAUGAUGAUGAUGGUGGUGGUGAAACUCAUCGACGCAAUGUGACCUCUCCGGAUCGGGCAUCAAACGGGUCACAGGACAAUGAAACCGACACAAGUGACAGUCAUCACAGUCAGGCCAACGAGACGUCAUCGUCGCCAUUGUCCGGCGAUGAUGGUGAAACUUCUGGACACAAUGGGACCUCAUCGUAUCUGUCUUUAAACAGGUCAGACCAGCAUCUUAUUAAGGGUGCUACAAACACAGAGGAGCUGCCCAGGCCUGUGACCCUAAACAGGCGUCCGCUGUGCCCUUACCCUCCCCUGCCAGCUUCAACCCCGGUCCCCGGGACUACAAACACAGAGGAGCUGCCCAGGCCUGUGACCCUAAACAGGCGUCCGCUGUGCCCUUACCCUCCCCUGCCAGCUCAUGGCACCUUCUAUUUCCGUCCGGUAGACAACCCCGGUCCCCGGGACUACAAACACUACAUCCAGUACGCCUGCUAUGCAGGGUACACCCUGGCCCACGGGGAUAUCCACAGCUACUGUCUGCAGGCUGGACGGUGGAGUGGUCUCACCCCGGUCUGCUUGGAGGUGACCCCCUGCGCCCUGAACAACGGAGGCUGUUCCCAGCUGUGUAGUGUGAACCAGGAACAAGCUCAGUGUCACUGCACACCAGGCUUCAUCCUGUUAGAGGAUCACCGUACCUGUAGAGAUGUGGAUGAGUGUGUGGAGGGCCAGCAGCAACAGCGCUGCCAGCAGACCUGCGUCAACACCUUCGGCUCGUUCCGCUGCUCUUGCCCCUACGGACACACCCUGGCCGGGGACGGAAGGGCCUGUGUGGCUGAGUGUCCCGCAGGGUACAGGAAACAACCCUCAACCCCGAUACCUGGAGGAAACCUGUCCAGAAAGGAGUGUGUAGACAUCAAUGAAUGUGAGGAGCCAGAGGUCAGUGUACCUGGACACCGGUGUCAGUGGAAGUGUGUGAACCUGCCUGGCUCCCACCGCUGUAUCUGUCCCAGAGGCUACAAACUGUCCUCAGACAGACACCACUGCAGAGAUAUCAACGAGUGCAGCCGUAAGAAUGGUGGCUGCUCUCACCUGUGCCUGAACCAUAAAGGAAGUUACCAGUGUUCCUGUCCUGCCUCUCACCGCCUCUCCCCCUACAGUAGGAAGAAGUGUCAGCCCAGGAGAGAACAGCAGAGUAAUGUGUAGCAGAGAUCGUGUGGAGAUCAUUUAAAUAUACAUGUCAUUUAUUAUAUUGUUUCCACCAUCCCUCUGUUCGGCUCUUGAACAAUGACUUCUACUAUUGAAUCUACAUGUUGUCAGGCCUUACAUUUUUUUUUUUGUCAAAUCAUUACUGAGAACAGUAUAAAAACUAUUAAAAUAUUAUUGUCACAUCCAGAACAUAUCUGUAACAUUGAUAGAGGCUUGGACUGCAUAUUACAGACAUAUAGCUGAAGAGAAACCAGAAGAACACGUUAUUAGUUUAGGGAUUUAAUUGAUGGCAUUUAAAUAUAUUUCCCUCAAGUGAUUACAUGUUGUUUUACAAGGUAGUGUGAAUGAAUGAGUAAAAACAUAAUGAAAACAUGGUGGCAGACACUGUGAUAAUUGAUUAGUAGAAUUGAUCCCCUUCAAAAUGUCCUCAACUUGGUCCAUGUGUCAAAAUGUCCUCAACU
Molecule: messenger RNA, 3522 nt
Organism: Oncorhynchus nerka (sockeye salmon)
Lineage: Eukaryota; Metazoa; Chordata; Actinopteri; Salmoniformes; Salmonidae
Exons: 7
Coding region: 854-3058 (734 amino acids)
Molecular function (GO): calcium ion binding
Source: RefSeq, a predicted model, not a curated record